UGGAGCUUCCUCUACAAUGUUGUAAUACCUGCAAGUACAAUCAGCAGCGCCUCAGGAGUGAAGUUUAAGCCUUGCCCUGGGCGAGGCCACUACGUCCCUCUCAGCUCCUCCUACAUACCACAGCCGCCCACCUGUUAUUAUCACAGUCCCUUAGGCACUCCUAUACCCUCGGCCACCACCAGUACUAGUGAUAGAACCUAGGGCCACGAAUAUCCUAUCCUGGGCAGUUGAUCAUAGCGGCAGAAAAAAAUUGACCCAGCAGCCACCUGACAUAUGAUUUCUUCAUCAACUUGAAAGGCGUGUAGUUGUGGACCCUUCUACUUAGUUUUUCUUUCGAAACAAAACCGACGGCCAAUCAACCCUUACACUCCCUCCGGCGACAAGGGCGAAUCCCAAUACUCCAGGCACAAGGCCGACUACAACUACUCAUGACUGACAGCGCAGCAGAUCCUUACCAAAACGUCCUAAUGCAAUGUUGCUGGAGCCACACUUUUCCGACAUCUGCCACUAUAGUGGAAAGUGUUCCUGAGUUGUAUCCGAGCAAAUUGCACAAGCUAAACCCCUAUCAUUCAGACAUUGCGGCAUCCUUCACAACUGUGCAUAAAUCAUCGAUGCUUUCCUCUCUUCAGACCACGUCUCGACGGCCAGCACUGAAAUUCACAAUCGGCCCUGCUAGCUCUGCAGACGAUGCUGCGAACCUCGACGUGGAAAGCGCAGGGUGGACGAUUCGACAGCAAAGAGACGAACUAAAGAGGCGGAGUGCAAAGAGCGCAUUGACAGCCCGCCAACAGAUCCUGGACCAGGCAAUCCAAGCCGUUCUAGGUUUGAGGUGAAGCAUAACAUACCGGUAACAUCUCACCUAAGCUCGAGCCUGACGAGUCAGAUUCCCUCCGACCGUGCUUCAACUCCCUUUGACGGCCGGGCCUGCGGCAUGAGCGCCACCUCAUCACACCCGAGGUGUUGCUACAUACGAUCUUCGUCCUCCAGACUAGCACCCGUCCAUCCACACCCAAACUUGCGCUAUCGGUCGAUCAUGACCUGAUUCUGCAGGUCUGCCGAUGACUUCGCGGUGGAAAGCAUCUUCAUGGCUCAUCCUUUCAUGGGACGUCGUUUACCUGUACACCUCCGGCUCUAGCUGAGAAAGAGUCGCAGAGGCUCAGUAGCUGCCUUUUGCGGAGUCUGGCCAACCUACAUGUUUGAUGAUCAGCGCUGUUUCCUAGUCGUUCUCCGCUCUUUCGCCGUUGAGCUUUUCCACACCGGUUACUAUCGAGGAUCUGUACCCCGGAUCCUUGUCUUAAGGAUGAAUAUGAUAUAUCUGUCGGGCUGCAGAGUACCAAGAGAACUGUGAGUUCAGGAUAACCCCCACAUUGCCAUGUCGUGUUCCGAUCAUGCCGGUUGGGCCUGCAACAGAAGAGGCCUACUAGUACGAACAGUGUACUACUCCUCCUCAGUACUAGUAGGGCGUUGACAAUGUUGAGCUUUGCAACCACACCGCUCAUUCACUUUGGGAUGAAUGGUAGGAUUCACACUGCGGUUUGUCGGUUCAGAUCAAUCACAGACCUCGCCAGAGAAUCAAGCUAGCCUUUGCUUGUUGCUGCCGACUUUUCGCCAACAUUUUCACCACUCAGUUGUAUAUCCUAUCACGGGAUCAAUGCUUGACGACGGGGUUGUUGAUUGGUACACGCAAGGGAAAAAAUGGUGUGCUGGGCCACGGUUAACUGUUGCACGGCAGGUAAGUGGUCACACGUCGUUAUCGAUGGGGCUUGGGUACCGCAGAUCACACCUAGAACCAAACCAAUAUGUGGUGGUCUGGAUGUCUACCAGACGGUUCAGUCAUUGGACGAUUUUAUGGCCCUCCCUGGACAUGGCUCCAGUUUCCUUUGUGCUAUGGACUCUGCAUACUGUACUGAGUCGAUGCCAGAGCAGUACGAAGGCAGGGAACCAUGACUCCAAUCCGGGCGAAGCAAUAGUAGCGAAAAUCAGUAUCCAUUGAAUAGGAUCCAAGGCAUACAGCAGCUUCUGUCCCUUUGGCACAGCGUUGCGAAUACCCUCGACGACUUUCUCAUCGCCUACUCUGUAAUCAACGAUAACAUCGCCCUUCGACUUAUCGAUCAGUCCCUCAACAAACGGAAUUCCGCGACCAGCCACAGCAAUAAUAGGGUGAAUAUCCGCUCUGACGAGCAAUUUGACGACAAAUGCGCCCACAGCUCCAGCGGCACCGUACACCACGACGCCUCCGGCCACGGCGUCCUUGCGCGCUUGAGAAACUUUAACCCAAGGCUCCGGCAGACCCAGACGGGCAUAGAGCCCCACGACGGCCGUCAUGGCAGCCAAGGGGAUAGUGGCGCCCUCUUCGAACGACGUCGACUUGGGCAGAUGGAACGUCGUCUUCUCCGGAGCAAUGGCGUACUCUGCAAACGCGCCAUACGGUUUGCCCAUUUCAUGGAACGCCGCGACCCGGUCGCCAGGCUUGAACUCGGUCACGUUGGAUCCCACGGCUUCGACGUACCCGGCCACAUCGUCGCCUGUGUUCAGCCCGUCUCGACCCUUGAAGAAGAUCGGAUACUUCCAGUCCUUGGGGUUGGUGCCGGCCACGACCACUUUGACUAGGACUUGGUCCGGUUCCGGAGAGGGAACGUCGACGUCCUGGAUUCGGACUUCGAAGUCUUUGUCGCCUGUCUUGUACACGUGCGCGGAUUUCAUCUUGGCUGUUAAGACUUAACUGGAAGGAGGAUGAGGGGUCUGUAAUGCCUUUCUUCCCUUUUGAAUAGGCGGAUAGGAUAGUAUAAGGUAUAGUUGCGACCUGUAGGUAAGAUACCUUGGGUUGGCUGGAUUCGAGACUCCUCGGGGCCGAUUGUGUUUGGCUUUCCUAUCCCUCAGCAGAUGGAGUCGUACCUAGGUAGGUGGUUGCGAUCUCUCUCUCUCGAGCGAAGCUGUAUAUAACUUAACCUCAAAAUACCCGGACGCUUUCGGAUAAGAGUCCCUAGACCAGCGAGGUACUACAGUGUACCUCAGAUACAAUAGAUCUUCUGGAGGGUCACAAACAGGGAGCUUCAAGGACUCGGUUCACGAUAUGGAUGGUAAAAUGACCC
Exophiala dermatitidis NIH/UT8656 is the source of this 3092-nucleotide messenger RNA. RefSeq lists its product as uncharacterized. Bases 1514 to 1993 code for a protein of 159 amino acids. Lineage: Eukaryota; Fungi; Ascomycota; Eurotiomycetes; Chaetothyriales; Herpotrichiellaceae. The transcript has 2 exons. The record is from RefSeq and is a predicted model, not a curated record.